AUGUUUUUCAGAUACACAAAAGUCAUUUCCCCUUUAUUGCGACCAUCAUUUGCACGACCUGCAAAAUAUUUUUCGAUUAAUCUACCAAAACACCGACACACAAUGUCUCUCCCAGAGCUCCAGUGGGCCCAAGUGGCCGAGAAGACAGGCGGUCCCCUCGUCUACAAGCAAAUCCCAGUCCCCAAACCCGGUCCCGACGAAGUCCUUGUCAAAAUCCGAUAUUCCGGUGUCUGCCAUACCGAUCUCCAUGCCUUGAAGGGCGAUUGGCCCCUAGACACAAAGAUGCCCUUGGUGGGCGGCCACGAAGGUGCCGGAGUGGUUGUCGCCAAGGGUAAUUUGGUGCACGAGUUCGAAAUUGGCGACCAUGCCGGUCUCAAGUGGUUGAAUGGGUCUUGCCUUGCCUGCGAAUUCUGCAAAAGCUCCGAUGAGUCUCUAUGUCCCGAUGCCUUGUUGUCUGGGUAUACCGUCGAUGGCACUUUCCAGCAGUACGCCAUUGGAAAAGCAGCACACGCUACCAAGAUCCCCAAGAACGUUCCCCUCGACGCCGUUGCACCCGUUCUCUGCGCCGGUGUCACUGUUUACAAGGGAUUGAAGGAGGCUGGCGUCAAGCCUGGGCAGACCGUGGCCAUUGUCGGCGCCGGUGGUGGUUUGGGAUCUUUGGCACUGCAAUACGCCAAGGCGAUGGGAAUUCGUGUCAUUGCCAUUGAUGGUGGUGAGGAGAAGAAAGCCAUGUGCGAGAGUUUGGGAGCAGAGGCAUACAUCGAUUUCACAAAAUCAAAAGACGUUGUCGCAGAUGUCAAAGCAGCAAGUCCCCAGGGACUUGGUGCUCACGGUGUUCUCUUGCUUGCCGUUGCCGAAAAGCCCUUCCAACAAGCCACAGAGUACGUCCGACCUCGCGGAUCAGUCGUCGCCAUUGGUCUCCCAGCAAACGCAUUCCUCAAGGCUCCUGUCUUCAGCACAGUCGUACGCAUGAUCAAUAUCAAGGGUAGCUACGUCGGCAAUCGCUUGGAUGCCGAGGAAGCUGUCGACUUUUUCGCUAGAGGAUUGAUCAAGGCUCCUUAUAAGGUUGUGCCAUUGAAAGAACUUCCUCAUAUUUUCGAGAUGAUGGAACAAGGCAAGAUCGCCGGUCGGUACGUUCUCGAGAUCCCUGAGUAAGCGUCCAGGGUUAUUCUCAGCCGAUGCAUCUCCACGCUGCUCAUGGAGAGUCAUCAAAAGGCGCUACCAAAAAGAUCAAUCGAUUCGUUCAUCUGAGUCAUAUCCUCAAGAUGAGAAGAAAACGUGGGAGUCAUCCCUCAUAUGUGUGUCGCUACUAAACACGCUUUUUUGGAAAUUCCCAUCAAUUGGCGUUCUGUUAUAAUGUAUUAGGACGAAGCUUGCUAUUUUAAUGAAACGUUGAUGAAUU
Messenger RNA from Talaromyces stipitatus ATCC 10500, 1402 nucleotides. Its product is annotated as alcohol dehydrogenase, putative. The transcript has 3 exons. Gene Ontology annotation, molecular function: zinc ion binding; oxidoreductase activity. The record is from RefSeq and is a predicted model, not a curated record. NCBI's taxonomy places the organism in Eukaryota, Fungi, Ascomycota, Eurotiomycetes, Eurotiales, Trichocomaceae. Bases 1 to 1155 code for a protein of 384 amino acids.